GUAAAUUUUCCACUUUGCAGCAAUAUACCACACUUGAUCACCAAGAAAAUUUCUUAAUCAUUUCUUUUUGUAGAGCCAUGAACAAGCAUGAAACAAUGAGCCUAUUUCCAGGCCUCAUUUUAGGCUGUCCAUAUAAAAAGCACAGAACAUGUAAAAAUGGAGUUUAUUGAAUCUGGUCCUUUUGAAGUCUCUGCAACUGGUCCAGAUGGCUUGUUAUUAUGUCAAUAAUCCACAAUCUUCAAGAAAAAAAUGGCUUGGUUUGUUUGUGAAGGUAGCAAUAUUGGGCAUUGUCAUGGUUGCCAGCGUAAACUCCGAAGAUCAAACAGGUUUAUUGUGUAUUAGUGAUUGUGAUACAUGUCCAGUCAUUUGUUCCCCACCUCCUUCACCAGUAAAAUCACAUACACCGCCCCCACCACAUUCAUCGCCACCGCCACCGCCACUGCUGACGCCAAUCUAUCAAUCCCCUCCUCAAUCUGACUGCCACUCUCCACCACCACCACCACCAGUGCCUUCACCAAAUAUUCCAAGGAUUAAUGUUGUUCCCACACCUCCUUCUAGUUCUAACAGCCCUCCUACUUCAGGUCACGCGCCACCCACAGCAGGACCGCGCGACUCCCCUUAUCCUUACUACUAUUUCUAUGCCUCCAAGGCCUCUGAUCUUUGUUUUCACACUUCAAGUUUUGUUGUAAUGUUGUUGUUUCAUGUUCUGUAUAUAUUUUAGGUGAAAUGGUUGGUUAGAUGUUGUAAUUAAGAGGUAGAUUAUUUGUUGCUUGCUACCUCCUCUCCUAUUCUGGUUGUGCUUACAGAAGUUAUUUUUCGUUUCUGUUGUACAUAGCUCUUCCCUUCUGGUCUGACUCUGGGUUUUAAUAUUACUUACUAAUGUAUUUAUUACAAUUAUGAGAUGAUAAUGUUCUUGGUU
This is a messenger RNA of Tripterygium wilfordii, 919 nucleotides long. RefSeq names its product leucine-rich repeat extensin-like protein 3. Lineage: Eukaryota; Viridiplantae; Streptophyta; Magnoliopsida; Celastrales; Celastraceae. Bases 206 to 721 code for a protein of 171 amino acids. The transcript has a single exon. The record is from RefSeq and is a predicted model, not a curated record.